GCUCAGCAAGGGGUUCGUCCUUCUCUGUCACUGUCUCUUUUGCCUGUUGUUAUUCCGUCUGUCUCUCUAUGACUCUGCCUGUCUCACUCUUUCUGUUUCUGCCUCUCUUCACUGUUGUUCUUUCUGCCUGACUCACAGUCCCUUGGUCCUUCUGUCUUUUGCAUUUGUCUUUGUUGUGCUUUCUUUUUGCCUUGACACCAUCCGUUCUCCCCGUGCCUUCUCCACUUCUGGGAGGCUGAAUCGCUCAGGCACGGAAAUAGAAGCUAAGGGCUUCUCCUGGCUUCCUCUUCAUCUUAUUGAGGCUGCGGGUGAGGAGGGCCGCGGGUCCAGCAGCCACAGGUGGCCUACAGCCAAAGGAGGGCGGAGACCACAGGGCGGGAUUGGCCCUAGGUCCACCUCAUAAAGGCUAGGGCGAGGGGCUCGAGGCUUCUGCAGAAGCCCUGGAGGGGCUGUCUGAUCCGAGAGACCCCACAGGCUUAGUCGGGGCUCUGCAGUGUCAUGCCCCGGAGCCUCCAGACCGUGUUGAGCUGGGCGCUGUUGCUGCGGCUGCUGGCACUGCUGCGGCCCCCGGCGCUGGGCGAGGCGUGCAGCUGCGCCCCCGCGCACCCCCAACAGCACUUCUGCCACUCUGCACUCGCGAUCCGGGCAAAAAUCUCCAGUGAGAAGGUAGUUCCAGCCAGCGCAGACCCAGCUGACACUCAAAAAAUGAUCCGGUAUGAAAUCAAACAGAUAAAGAUGUUUAAAGGGUUUGAGAAAGUCAAAGAUAUUCAGUAUAUCUAUACACCUUUUGAUUCUUCCCUCUGUGGUGUGAAACUAGAAGCUAACAGCCAGAAACAGUAUUUCUUGACUGGUCAGGUCCUCAAUGAUGGAAAAGUCUUCAUCCAUCUGUGCAACUACAUUGAGCCCUGGGAGAACCUGUCCUUUUUGCAGAGAGAAAGUCUGAAUCACCACUACCAUCUGAACUGUGGCUGCCAAAUUACCACCUGCUAUACAGUGCCCUGUACCAUCUCGGUCCCCAACGAGUGCCUCUGGACAGACUGGCUGUUGGAACGGAAACUCUAUGGCUACCAGGCCCAGCAUUAUGUCUGCAUGAAGCAUGCUGAUGGCACCUGCAGCUGGUACCAGGGACACCUGCCCCUCAGGAAGGAGUUUGUUGACAUCAUCCAGCCCUAGUAGGGAACAUGACCACCACAUUCCUUCAGGAGUCAUGAAGACCAGGCCAGUUCUCCUUCCCUGCAGAGGUCUGGCUAUCACCACCUGCCUCAUUGCUGUCAGACGACAGGAAGUACCAAGGGGACAGUCUGUCUAGCAUUAGAGCAG
Messenger RNA from Miniopterus natalensis, 1320 nucleotides. It is a transcript of the gene TIMP4, whose product is annotated as TIMP metallopeptidase inhibitor 4. Gene Ontology annotation, molecular function: protease binding; metalloendopeptidase inhibitor activity. Gene Ontology annotation, cellular component: extracellular matrix. The record is from RefSeq and is a predicted model, not a curated record. NCBI's taxonomy places the organism in Eukaryota, Metazoa, Chordata, Mammalia, Chiroptera, Miniopteridae. Gene Ontology annotation, biological process: response to cytokine; negative regulation of endopeptidase activity; negative regulation of membrane protein ectodomain proteolysis.